AUGGCCGAGCGGCACGGGCCGGCGGCGAGCGGCGGCGGGGAAGUUGGCGGCGGGCGGCGGGCGGGCGGCGGCGGCCCGUGCCCGCGGCUGCCGCCGCCGCCGCCGCCGCUGCUGCUGCUGCUGCUGUGGGCGGCGGCGCUGCCGGCCGGGGGACAGCCGCCGGCGCCGCAGUACAACGGCGAGCGGGGUAUCUCCAUCCCGGACCACGGCUACUGCCAGCCCAUCUCCAUCCCGCUCUGCACCGACAUCGCCUACAACCAGACCAUCAUGCCCAACCUGCUGGGCCACACCAACCAGGAGGACGCGGGGCUCGAGGUGCACCAGUUCUACCCGCUGGUGAAGGUGCAGUGCUCGGCCGAGCUCAAGUUCUUCCUCUGCUCCAUGUACGCCCCGGUGUGCACCGUGCUGGAGCAGGCCCUGCCGCCCUGCCGCUCCCUCUGCGAGCGGGCCCGCCAGGGCUGCGAGGCCCUCAUGAACAAGUUCGGCUUCCAGUGGCCCGACACGCUGCGCUGCGAGAAGUUCCCGGUGCACGGGGCCGGCGAGCUCUGCGUGGGGCAAAACGCCUCCGAGCGUGGCACCCCCACACCCGCCCUGCGCCCCGAGAGCUGGACCAGCAACCCCCACCGUGGGGGCACCGGCGGCGGCCCCGGGGGCUCGGGGCCCGGUGAGCCCCGGGGGCGCUUCUCCUGCCCACGGGCGCUGAAGGUGCCCUCCUACCUGAACUACCGCUUCCUGGGGGAGAAGGACUGCGGGGCGCCCUGUGAACCUGGCCGCCUCUACGGGCUCAUGUACUUCGGGCCUGAGGAGCUGCGCUUCUCCCGCACCUGGAUCGGCAUCUGGUCGGUGCUCUGCUGCGCCUCCACCCUCUUCACUGUCCUCACCUACCUGGUGGACAUGAAGCGGUUCAGCUACCCCGAGCGGCCCAUCAUCUUCCUCUCGGGCUGCUACACGGCAGUGGCCGUGGCCUACAUUGCCGGCUUCCUCCUAGAGGAGAGGGUGGUCUGCAACGAGCGCUUCGCAGAGGACGGCUCCCGCACCGUGGCGCAGGGCACGAAGCGGGAGGGCUGCACCAUCCUCUUCAUGAUGCUCUACUUCUUCGGCAUGGCCAGCUCCAUCUGGUGGGUCAUCCUCUCCCUCACCUGGUUCCUGGCUGCUGGCAUGAAGUGGGGCCAUGAGGCCAUCGAGGCCAACUCCCAGUACUUCCACCUGGCUGCCUGGGCCGUGCCAGCCAUCAAGACCAUCACCAUCCUGGCCCUGGGGCAGGUGGACGGGGACGUCCUCAGCGGCGUCUGCUUUGUGGGCAUCAACAACGUGGAUGCCCUGCGGGGCUUCGUGCUGGCCCCCUUGUUCGUCUACCUGUUUAUCGGCACCUCCUUCUUGCUGGCCGGCUUCGUGUCCCUCUUCAGGAUCCGGACCAUCAUGAAGCAUGAUGGCACCAAGACGGAAAAACUGGAGAAGCUUAUGGUGAGGAUAGGCAUCUUCAGCGUCCUCUACACGGUGCCAGCCACCAUCGUCAUUGCCUGCUAUUUUUACGAGCAAGCUUUUAGGGAACAGUGGGAAAGGAGCUGGGUCACGCAGAGCUGUAAGAGCUACGCCAUCCCCUGCCCCAACAACCACAGCAGCCACCACCCACCCAUGAGCCCCGACUUCACCGUCUUCAUGAUCAAGUAUCUCAUGACCUUAAUUGUGGGCAUCACCUCGGGCUUCUGGAUCUGGUCUGGGAAAACCCUAAACUCCUGGAGGAAGUUUUACACCAGGCUCACCAACAGCAAGCAGGGCGAGACCACCGUCUGAGACACCCGCCCGCCCGCGCUCUGCCUUGGGAAGCAGCUCCUUAUCCAGCCUGGGCAAACUUUGGGGACCGCGAGUCACUUCCGCAGGCGGCAGGGAGCGGAGGACGAGCCAGGUGGGGACCCCUGCGCCUGGGACCGCCCGGCUCUGCCCUCCCCGCUCCUCUCGGGCUGUCUCCUGUAGGAACUGAACGCACUGUCAGGUUGGGGGAGAGGGAUGUAAAUAGCCUCUGUAAGAUUUUGUAAGUAUAUUUGUAUUUAAAUUACAAAAAUCUCACUUUUUUAAUUAUUUAGGACACUUUUAACCCGUUUGCGGAUUUUGCUUCCUCACCCCCCUCUUUUUUUUUAAUUUAAAAAAGAAGGCGUUGGAUUUUUAUUUCGUAGGGCAGGAUGGGAAGAACUGCCGGUAAGCGCAACCAAAACAACCCCCUUUCUUCUCCCCCACACAGGUUUUGUAGUGGCUUUGCUUGGAGUUUCAGUUGCACGAGCAGCAGGGCCCGGAGUGAGGCUGCUGCCGCUGCCGGGGGCGC
Gavia stellata (red-throated loon) is the source of this 2320-nucleotide messenger RNA. RefSeq names its product frizzled class receptor 1 (gene FZD1). The coding region runs from base 1 to 1794 and encodes 597 amino acids. The record is from RefSeq and is a predicted model, not a curated record. Gene Ontology annotation, molecular function: Wnt receptor activity; Wnt-protein binding. Gene Ontology annotation, biological process: canonical Wnt signaling pathway; non-canonical Wnt signaling pathway. The transcript has a single exon. Lineage: Eukaryota; Metazoa; Chordata; Aves; Gaviiformes; Gaviidae. Gene Ontology annotation, cellular component: plasma membrane.